AUGGCGGCCAAACCUCUCCGCGAACGCUUGUCCGGCACCUGGCGCCUGGAAUCCUACAUCGCCAACCCAACACCGGAAUCCACUGUCCAGAGGCCAACUUAUCCGAUGACCAAGAACGUCACUGGCCUCAUCAUGUAUACCGUGGACGGCUACAUGUCUGCGCAGAUGCAGAUGCCUGGCCAGAAAGGCUUCGAUGGCAAUGCGGAAUCGCAAUGGGCCGAAGCAGCGAAAAGGUCCUUCACUUACGCCGGUCCAUUCUAUAUUUCCAACGAAGGACCUGGAAAGGAAGAAGUCCUCAGGCACUCCUUCGAGCUUUGCAUUCUUCCCAAUCGUGUUGGCGAGAUCGAGAUUCGAUCUCAUCAUUUUGAGGAGGAUGAACAGGUUCUUGUCCUGGGCGGCGAGGAGACCACCAUUAUCAAGGGCGACAAGCGCGUCCCUGUGCUGCGAUGGCGGAGAGUGAAGGAGAAUACGGGAACUUUGCCGCCGGCUGCUUUGCCUGAGAUCAAAGUGGGUUGA
This is a messenger RNA of Lecanosticta acicola, 516 nucleotides long. The record is from the annotation of a GenBank genome assembly. NCBI's taxonomy places the organism in Eukaryota, Fungi, Ascomycota, Dothideomycetes, Mycosphaerellales, Mycosphaerellaceae.